Vanessa atalanta (red admiral) is the source of this 4716-nucleotide messenger RNA. RefSeq lists its product as uncharacterized. Gene Ontology annotation, molecular function: zinc ion binding. NCBI's taxonomy places the organism in Eukaryota, Metazoa, Arthropoda, Insecta, Lepidoptera, Nymphalidae. The transcript is spliced from 12 exons. Gene Ontology annotation, biological process: regulation of DNA-templated transcription. Gene Ontology annotation, cellular component: nucleus. The record is from RefSeq and is a predicted model, not a curated record. The coding region runs from base 200 to 4615 and encodes 1471 amino acids.
GGCAGGUAAAAUUCGUCGCUUUGCUGAAUAUAAUUUAUUUUUCUUUAAUGGUUUUCACUACGAUAAUGAUAGAAUAUUAUCCAUAAUAAAAGUCGUGAAAAUGCUUUAUUUGUUAAAACAACGAAAGGUCACCAAUAAUGAAUUGUAAAAGAUAAUUAAACAUCUGUAAUGGUGUCGCUUACGUUUUUGUUAACGAGAAAUGGAGAGACAGCAGUGUAAUUCACUUCAAAACUUUGAUGACCCGAAAACAGAAAUUUUGAAAAAAAGAUUAUUAAAGGCAACCAGCACUUCCGCGAGUAGUAAUCUAUCUCAGGGCAACUCGCAGCAUAAUGUGCUAUUGAAUACGUUGCGCGCGCCAAUAUCGAGCAGUAUGAUCGUGUCCUCAGUGCAGGCGCCGCAGAGCUCUAUGCCUAUUACUCACAAUUUAGUUACUCAUUCUAUUGCUCCUGUAAAAAUUCACGCAAACAAUUCACCAUAUCCACUACAGUUGUCCACUGUUCAUGUUCCGGUUCAAAUACCUGGUUCCACAUCCAAUAUUAAUGUCCCAGUUCAGUUGUCAGGUACAUCAAGUGGUAUGCCAUUACAGAUAGCUCCAGUAAGUCUUCCUCUGUCAGUCUCUGGUACCACUAGUGUCCCUGUGCAGUUGCCUGCCGGGGAUACUAUUAAUGUUCCCUUGCAAAUUCCAUCUGCAAAUCAGAAUAUUCAACUUCCAACUCUACCGUCUAUGCCACUCUUACAAACACCCACGCAGCCACUCCACAAUUCAAUAAUUCAUUUGCACAUGGGCUCGAAUCCCCGAGCAACGAAUAUAGAUGGUAGUAUAGACAUGAAUAUGUCCAGCUCCACACAACUUCAACUCACAGAUUCUGUUAAAAUGAGCAAUGCCGCAUCUAUGUCUCAAGUACAAGUUGGAUCAAAUUCAACUGUGAUGCAAAUACCAAACUCAUCAAAUAAUCCUAUUCAACUGGCUCUGCCAAAUGCUGGAAAUACUGGAGUACAAUUACGAGGCGCACCCAGAAGCAUGCCCCAUGUGGUGUACAUACAGACUCCGACAGGACUGAAACCAGUAUCUAGUACUGAAGUCAUUAGUCAGGCCAGUACAAGUGGCAAUCCACCUCAGAUUAUAGUUAGAAGACCUAUAACAAGCAAUUCAAACAUUCAUUUAAUAUCGAAUGUUGCGCCAAAACCGAACAUAGCGCCCAAACUACCGGGACAAAAUAAGUCGUCGAUACUCGCGCCGGCCAACACCACACAACCCAUUGUGAUUCAAAAGCCAAAAACAAACGACAAGAUGAUGGUGCCCGUCAGCAUCGCUCCUGGCGCUCCGGGCAAACAGGCUAUUGCGUAUCUAAGUUCUGUUAAAAAACCUAACACGAAAAAUAUUACAGAGAAUCAAUCAAUACUCAUAUCGAGCAAUCAAACGAAUGUGAAUUCUAAUAAUCAAAAAUUAUAUUUAACUCCAAUGAUGCCAAAAAUACAGAACACCAAGUUUAUUGUACCGGUAACUUUACCCGCUACCAUGGCGUCCAAGGGACCUAUAAUUAAUCUUCAAAUAGCCAAUGGACAGAUUCAAAACGAUCCACAAGGAAAUAUAACUGUUAUGAGAGAUACGACUCCUAUGGAAGCUUCCGAAAUGCCGCCCUUGGCCAAGAUCGUAGUCAUGAACGGGAAAGAUACUUGCAUGACGAAUAAUUCUAAAGGUGAAAAGGCUUAUGCAGUAUCGAUAACUGGAUCGAGAGCCGAGCCCACCGGUGAGCAAGGGGAGUAUACACUGUCGAUACCCGAAACGAAUGCGUCGAUGAAUGACGAUAUUUACACUGUGUCGAUAGCGGAUGAUGAAGGCGGUCAGACGCGUGAGAAAUCUUUCACGCUGGCUAUACCGGAAAAAGGCAAAAGUUUACUUAAUAGAAACAUAAUUGACAGAAAUGAUUUGGGUCCCGUUACAAUUGCAGCGCCUGCAAUUCUGCGUCGCUCUAAUUCUGAUAAUAGUGAGAGAAAAACUGCUAAUGCUAAUAUAAAACGCCGUAUUUCGUUAUGUACGGAGAACCUUUCGAACAAAAAUUUAAAAUUAACUUUACCUCAACCGAAAAUUAUGAACAAAUCGAAGGAUCACGUCGACGGAGACGUCAACGACGACCAUCGGGUGCCGUCCUUGUUCUGCGAUGAGAAACUCGAUAAAGACUUAGAAGCAAAAGUUAAUUUGGGAGAUUCUGAUCCCGAAGAUUAUAAGGAUAAAAUUGAGAUAAAGCCUCUCGAUUUAAUAUACCUUCCCAAAGCAGAGAACUGUACGACGAAAGACGAAGUGAAUGGGAAAGAUGGUAUUAAUUCAAAGUUAGAAGAAGACCCUCCAGGACUUAUUUGGAAUAAUGGAAUUGCACAACUCCGAGGAAGCAACCUCCAUUUCCAAACUAAUGAAUUUGGUCUCAUUGAUCUCAUAGAAAAUUCGAAUCAAAAUGUCUUGGCUAACGCGGGAGCUAAGUACCACACGCCGCUUAAACAGCGUAUUGAGAGAAACAGGGACAAAAAGCCCACUUCUCCUGAAGAUUUGUACCGCUGCGACGGCUGCGGGUGCCACGGGAUGGCGGCAGAGUUCAUCACACCGAACAUCUGCAGUCUGACCUGCCAGAGCGAAGUUCAAAAGAUGACGCAGAAGAAGAAAGAUAAAGAAAGAGCAGAACUAGCAAAGAAACGAAACAAAAUGAAGAAAUUACUGAUGCGGAAGCAAAUAUCCGACUCCGACUUACUCCAAGAUAAGGACGACAAAAUUCCGUCGAAGCACUACGAUUCGAUUUCCAACGAUAAUCAAAUAUCGGAAGCGGUGCUCAUGAAAAUGAGCGAAGACAUGAUUGAGAACGAAAAGUACCCGUGGAUGUGCGGCAAGAACGGCUUCUCGUGGAUGCGCUACCUCGACGUGUGCAAAGCGAAGGCGGCGCCCGUGAAGCUGUUCAGAGAUCCCUUUCCCUACAGUAAGAAUAAUUUCAAAGUCGGGAUGAGAAUGGAAGCGAUCGAUCCGCAACACCCGUCUCUGUUCUGCGUGGUGUCGGUGGCGGAGGUGCAGGGCUACCGGAUGCGGCUGCACUUCGACGAGUACCCGGACAUGUACGACUUCUGGGUGAACGCGGACUCCAUAGACAUCUUCCCGCCGGGCUGGUGCGAGAAGAACGGGAGGCCCCUGAAGCCGCCGGCCGGGUACGAUCCGGCCUCGUUUUCGUGGCCCCUCUAUCUGAAGCAAAUGCGCGCAGUCGCGGCGCCCAGGCAGCUGUUUCAACAUAUCACCACUGCGAUGAUAAAGCCGAACGGGUUCCGCGUGGGCAUGAAGCUGGAGGCCGAGGACCGGCAGAACGAGCUGGUGUGCGUGGCCAGCGUGGCCGACAUGCUGGAUCAGCGCCUGCUGGUGACGUUCGACAGCUGGGACGACGUGUACGACUACUGGGUGGAGCCGUCGUCGCCCUACGUGCACCCCGUGGGCUGGGCCGAGGACCACGGCCUGCCGCUCACGCCGCCCAACUAUUACAAAGACCCAGAUACGUUCUCGUGGGAGAGCUACCUGGCGGAGACGAUGUCGAGCGCGGCGCCCCCGCGGGCGUUCAAAACGCGCCCGCCCAUCGGCUUCAAGCCCGGGAUGAAGUUAGAAGUCGUAGACCGUAGGGUACCGUUCCUAAUAAGAGUGGCGACGAUAAGCGCGGUGAAGGGCCAUCAGGUGCGCGUGUCGUUCGACGGCUGGCCCGAGGAGCUGGCGUGCUGGCUGGACGACGACUCGCCCGACAUACACCCCGUGGGCUGGUGCCUCAAGACCGGACAUCCGCUCGAGCCGCCACUCACGGCGGAGGAGCUGCGCAUCCUGGGCCCGUGCGGCGUGGGCGGCUGCCGCGGGCUGGGCUCGGCGCGCGGCGGCGCGCACAAGCAGCACGGCGCCGCCUCCGCCUGCCCCUACCGCCCCGCCGAGCCGCCGCCGCUGCCCGACCGCCUGGCGCCCGGGCCCGCCGCGCACGCGCUGCUGCCGCUCAGGGCACAGAGUAAACCGAAAUCUAUUUCUACCAGUACGCCUAAUAGUGAUGCGCCCAAGGAGAAACCGCAGAGAGGACGGCCUCCGAAGCACAAAAGAGUCGAGGAAGUCGCUAAAAACGAACCAGUAUCGGAUGACGAAUCCUUAUCGAGCAGCGGCGGGAAGCGCUGGCGUGGCAGCGGCAGCGAGGACAACCGCGCGCUGCGGUCCUUCUCCCGUCGCGACACGUCCGCGCACCGCUCGCCCUCGCACCAGUCGCCCGCGCGCCACUCGCCGCCGCACCAGUCGCCCGCGCACCGCUCGCCCAGCCACCGCAUGUUCGCGCUGGCGCACCAGGCGCCGCACGCUCCGCGCGCUCUCAUCGCGAGACACAUGGCCGACCUCGCGCUGUCGCCGGACCCCGGCUUGUGGACGCAGAAGGAGGUGGCGGCCCUGCUGUCGCGGAUAGCGGGCGCGACGGUGGGCGCGGCGGCGGCGGCUGCGCGGCUGUCGGGCGCCGAGCUGGUCAUGGCGUCGUGCGAGGAGCUGGUGCAGUGCCUGCGCCUGCGCCUCGGGCCCGCCGUCAAGGUGUACGCGACCGUGCGACACCUGCGCGACUCGCUCUCGUGAUCGCUGGCCCUCGCGCACGCGCUCACCGUGCUCGUCUAGUCGUCGACAUGUCUCGUGACAUAUCAUAUUGUGCUGUGCCUUUACUCGCACUCUUCCGAUCG